UUUUUAAAUUGUGCUCUUUAAAAUGAUAUCCACUUUGACAUAUUCUUAGAAAAAAAAAAUGAGUCAUUUUUUACCAGUCAAUAUAAUAUGGUAUGCUCCUAUUUAAAACAAUAUGAUAAGAAAGCGUACCAUGAUGGUAUGAACUAACCCAAACUGUAUGAAGGUUAAAUACGUGAUAGUAGGAGUAUACUAACUGUCAUUUACGACUUUUAUCAUUGUUUACCACAAGUUACUACCCCCAUACCAUAGUGGUGAAGUAUGGUAAUUUUUUAUUCUGUAUUUUUUCAACCAGAAUUUUAGAGAUCCAAUAGAUCAUAAUGAACUCGUUUAUUCUGAGCAAAUAUUUUAAAAAAUGACUAAAAAAUGAAGAAAUUAACAUAUGGUAUGUAGUUGGUAAUAGGAUGUAUGAAAAAAAUACUCAAAAUAUAUUGAAAUUUGAUCUCAUUUUUGUAGAACACAACGAACUCAUUCCGUCUGUGCAUAAAAAAUUAAAAUCCAAAUCAAAACAAAUAAAAUAAGAGCCGAUUAAGAAAAAUAGGGAAAAUAAAAUGUUUUUAAUUCACAACCCUUAGAUCUAGAAUUUCUGUUCCAUUUAAACCUAAAAUUGAAGAUUUGAUUACUCAUAGGUUAGUAACUAUUGGUUAGUGACUAUAUCCAUUCACGGUAUAAGGAGUGAACAUUUGGUUUGUGUUUUUUUUUGGUAACAUUUGGUUUGUGUUAGAAACAGAAACUUUCUAAAAAAGGAAACUGAGAUCCACAGGCCACAAGCCCACAACCACAAAAAAUUAGAUAAAAAGGUAAAAAAUGGGGAAAAAGCUGAUUAUGAAAUUAUCGACAACAAAAGUAUAAUAAAACAAAAGAAGGUGGAAAGAAUAACUAUAAAAAAGAUGCGAAGGGAUGACAAGUGACAACCUUUUUGGAUUGUCAUUUUUACAAACCUCUAGGCUCUAGAUACCUUUAGAUCCAUAUUAUAUAUAUGGGGAGUUCAAUAUACUCAGGGUGAUAUUCGGGGUACCGCAUACCUUGAGCAAGAAAAUGCUAUCUAGAACUUGAAUUGAUUGAUCUUUCGGACAUGAUACUAUACUAUAACACUUAAAAAUCAAAAUUUAGGUCUUAAUUCUCUAAAUCUUAUACCACCAAGAUCAAAUUAAUUAGAAAUAAUAAUCAACGGUUAUGAUUCAUCCAAAUAUGGGGGGAAAUCAAUGCACCAUCUUAGGGUUUAUAGUUUAUGAUUUUGAUAAUUAGGACCUAGGGUUCACUCAUUAAGGGUUAGGGUAUAGUAUCAUGCCCAAAAAUACUGUUAAUUCGAGGUCUAGAUAGCAUUUUCAUACUUAAGGUAUGUGGUAACCCGGAUUUCACCUGAGGUACCGUAGAAGAUUAGGUCAAAAUAGCAAUGGCAAUGGGCAGGUCCGGUGUGGGUAUCUAGAAAACCUAUAUUCAUCCCAUGGCAGGUCGGGUAAUUGGCGCAGAUCAGGGCAAGUCGACCUAUAUGUGUAUGUAAUUUUAAAAUAAAACGUUAGAAAUACUAAAUUUUUAUUAAAACCCCAAGAAACAACUAAAUAUGAUAAAUAUUAUUAAGUUAUUCAAAAGAGUGAGGUUUUACCUAUUUCCAAAUUCAUUAUAGCUAAAACAUGAGCUAAUAAAAUAAAAUCUUAAAUAAUUUGAGUCAAAUUACAUGUAAUUUAGGUUGGGGCAGGUCAUAACUCAUAUGCCCCCACAUACUAAGCGGGUCGGACCCCAUUCUCCUUGUUUUUAUUUUUGUUAUGCUUUCUGUUUUACGUGCUUCCUUUUUGGAGCUUUUCUCACCUCUUCUCUGAAGUUAGGUGCUUCUUCUUCUUCCUCAUGUCCGAUCUUUACAGAUCUGAUCAUUGAGAUGUUUUGGUGGUGUCAGAUUCUCCUUCUUGUUUCAUGUUCCUCCUCCUUGCUUCACCGUUGCGGCUUGGUGUUUCGGAGAUGUCUGGGAAUCCUAUCGUGAUCUCCUGUUGGUUUUAGUUUCAAGGAGUUUGAAGGCAGAGAUCAAGAUUCAUGGACUCUCAACUGCUGUCCCUGGCGCUUUCAUCGGUUCGGCUGCGUGCUUUUGUCUUUCAGAGGUGGCGUGUGCAAGCGUUCUUCUUUGAUCUGCUUGCUGUCCGGCGGUCUUUGGGUCAUCGGAUCUCCCUUCAUCAGCCUCUGCAUGUGCGUCCGAUGGAUGCUCUUUUGGGUGGUAGGUGGUGGCGGCUGCUCUUGGAGAUUUAGGUUGGGGUGCUAGGGUUUCAGGCCAUCUGUUGGGCUUAGUGCUCUUUUAGGGAUGACAACUUUGCCCAUACCCAUGGGUUUCUUACUAUCCAACCCAAUUGGGUUGGGUAUGAAAUCCAAAUAGAUGGAUAUGGGUAGAGUUUGAUGGGUUUGUACCCAUACCCAUUUGUUAACUUUGUUAGGCCCGGCCCAGGCCUGAGCACGGUUUGAAUCGUGCCGUGCCUAUUCGUGCUCGUUUCCUGCUCGUAUUCGUGUCUAAUAAAAAGGGAAAAAAUAAAAGAGAGAAUGAAAAAAAGGUGGAAAUUGGACGGGGAAAGAUAUUAUAAACCGAGAAUGUUUGAGAAAAGUAACAAAUAAGGGGGAACAGAAAAUUGGAAGUAGAGCGGGUGUGAUUUGGCUUUGUUUAAUUCUUCGCCCAUUUUUACUUAUGGUAGUAAUUACGUAUAUAUAUUCAUGACACUUAUAACAACAACAAAUAAAUAUUUUUUUACUUGUAUUUUAUAAUAUUUGAACCUAUAAUUCUUUCUAUAUUUAUUUUCUAUCAAAUAAAAGUUAUUUUUGUCUCAUGCCUGUUCUUAUACUCAAUAAAAUCUCAAAAGUAUUAGGCCCAACAUGACCCACUUAUAUACCGUGUUGUGCCCAUGAAGUUUAGGCCCGGCACGACCCAUAAAUUAUUCGUGCUCGUGCUGGCCUGACCCAUUUAUUUCGUGCCCGUGCUCGUGCCGUGCUACCCCGUAGGCGGCACGGCCCGGUGCCCACGUACAUUCUAGACAGAGUGAGUGGUGCUGUCGGCGGGAGCUGUGUGGCUGCACUACGGGAAAAGUGGCUUUACGCAACACUCGUCCUGCAACACUUCUAAAAAGUGUUGCAUAAAAUAAAUAUAGGCAACAGUUUCAUUUUGUGUCGCUUAAUAUAUAUCUUAUGCAACACUUUCAUUUGUGUCCCUUAAUAUAUAUUUUAUGCAACACAAAUCAGGAGCAUGAUAAUUUUUGUUGCAUAUUGUUAAUAAUAUGCAACACUUGUACAAUAAAAUAACUUGUGUUACAUAUUCUAAUAUUUAGACUAACACUUUGUAAAAAAUGUAACAUAUUGUACCAAUUUGAUAUUUGUUAUUAAUUAAAAUUAUUAUAUUAAUCAAGAAUAUUAUUAUGUAUUAAUUAAGUAUAUGAACUAUAAUUAUAAUAAUUAAUAAUAUGAUUGUAUAUUAAAUAAGUAUAUGAAUUAUUAUAUUUAUAUUAACUAAGUAUGUGAAUUUCAAAUUAACUUGAACUCUCACUACAAUUGAAGAACAAAACAUAAAAGAACCUCCACUACAAAUGACCAAACCUCGUUAUACCUUUAUUAUUAUUAAUAAAUACUAUUGAAUUUUUUUCACUUCCCAUCGGAUCAUCCAUAUCUCGAAGAUAAUUAUGGUAAAAUAUACUUAAUAUUGAUUUUUAUAUUCUUCCUAACAAAACAAAAAAGAGCCUAUCAAUCCGAACUUCCAGCCUUAGCAUAAAGUAUUUCGCCAAAAUAAUUAUUUGAAUGGUUAUUUGCCAUUUGGCCAAUUAUAUUAUCUAAUUCUCUCCCUGAAUAUUUUCUAUUCAUCCUAGCUAGGAAAAACAUUAAAGUGGCAUACUUCCACACUUCCACACUUUAUAUAAUGUUUUCCUUGAAUAGUUUUUUUUGGUAGAAUCCUUGAAUAUUUUUAACACAAUUAAAAUUUGAGAUUUUAUAAUUCCACCUUGAAUAAGUGCUAAUUUAUCAGACCAACGAGUCAUGGAGACUCGUAUGCAUCAUGGUCAACCUCUUUGAGAAUAGUCAUGGAGACUCGUACACAUUUCUACGAUAUUUAAUUUUCUUUCGAUUUGAUAAUCAUAUGGAUAAAAUGUGACAUAGCAUAUAUUUAGUAAAUUAACAACUCUAUUAGGUUUACUAAAUAAUCUUAGUACAG
Molecule: messenger RNA, 4168 nt
Organism: Linum trigynum
Lineage: Eukaryota; Viridiplantae; Streptophyta; Magnoliopsida; Malpighiales; Linaceae
Source: the annotation of a GenBank genome assembly